Messenger RNA from Pseudoliparis swirei, 1515 nucleotides. RefSeq names its product NDUFA4 mitochondrial complex associated like 2a (gene ndufa4l2a). Lineage: Eukaryota; Metazoa; Chordata; Actinopteri; Perciformes; Liparidae. The transcript is spliced from 4 exons. Bases 142 to 390 code for a protein of 82 amino acids. The record is from RefSeq and is a predicted model, not a curated record.
UCCUCCUCCUCUCCUUUCUCCACAUGAGAGAGCAACAGGUCUAAAUAUUGUCUGUGCACCGCCUCUUGUGGAUAGUUAGGGCCUGAAACACUGACUGAAUCAUUUCAUUGUAUUGUUCCUUAAUUUCUAUAAACAAGAGCAAUGGUAUUCCGGACAGUAGUACAGCACGCGAAGAGGCACCCUGGGCUCAUCCCCCAGUUCUUCGUCAUCAGUCUGGGAAUGAGCGCGGCCUCUCUGUAUCUGGUCCGGUUGGCUACAGGACCCCAUGUCAUCUGGAACAAGACCGAUAACCCAGAGCCAUGGAAUAAACUUGAUCCCACGUACCAGUACAAGUUUGUGUCCAUCAGCACCGACUACAAAAACCUAAAGAAAGACGGACCCGACUUCUAAAUCUCUUGCUGGCCUGAAAAUGUAACAGAGAAUUAUGAUCUAGGCUCAAAUCCACUCCUCCUUGAUGUCUUUACUGUGUAGGUGGAAGGCGAAAUGCAUUCUAGAUCUGGAUCUGUAAACCUUUAGUGUCUCUGUGACUGUGUGAUGUUUGCAAAGCAUCUAUUAAUCUAGUAAAUGGGACCAGCAUUGUCAAUGACCCUGAAGGCACAUAUACAUAUUUAAAAAGCUGAAUAUGUACUCCUUCCACAUAAUUACACCCAUGCUGAAACACAUGUGCACAUACUCACCAGACAGGUGGUAUUUUUUAGGGAUACUAUAUAACAGAUCAUUGUUUUAUUCACCAUGUUUUAGAAAUGUCAGUGUAUCAUUUUGAAUGUUUCAAGCAUCUAUUGGUUCAUGUUCACCUCUUGUCACAUAUACAAAUUAUUAUAAAAAAUUAUGAUCACAACCAAAAAAAUGAUGAUUAUGUUAGUCGGGGUUAAAAAAAGACAAGGAUGCAUAAACUGGUCUGAUUCUUUCAAUAAAGAGUGUGUCUGCUUCAUGUUUGGAUGAGAGUGUUUGUUGCCAACCUGCAACGUGACUUUCCUCACCCGCCUGCAUGGAACCGACUCAGAUACGGAUCUAAGAUCCUAAGAUACAAAUACACAAUCAUUACCUCUGAUGGAACAGAUCCAUCUGUUGGCAGUGCAGCUGUUACUUUUGUAGCCUGAUUGAUAUUUCAAGGACCACAUUCAGAGGUGUGUGAGUGUGUGUGAGUGUGUGCUGGUGUAUAUGCACCAGUGUGUGUGACAGCAGCCCUGUGCCUUAUUUGAUCAGCGACAGCAGCGGCAGGAUGCUGAGCAGUCUCGCAGCAUGGCGCUGAUGUAUGACAGCAUAGCACAGUGUGUACAAUCUAAGUGUACACACAAACAAAAACACACACACACACACACACAUCUGUCUCUCCCUACUGCAGACACAAGCAUACAAGGAUUGGACUCAUAGUAUGAGGUAUGAGGGAAUUAUUUUUAUUCAUGCUGGUCUUUAAAAGAAGGCAAAUACGAUUUUAAAAUAACCAAAAUCACCAUAAUUAUGUUGUACGAUGAGUAAUGAUGGUAAAAUAAAGAAUAAUUUGUGUGAACUUGU